This is a messenger RNA of Triticum turgidum subsp. durum (durum wheat), 426 nucleotides long. The record is from the annotation of a GenBank genome assembly. Lineage: Eukaryota; Viridiplantae; Streptophyta; Magnoliopsida; Poales; Poaceae.
AUGGCGUCGGCGAAAAUCCUAGUGCGGGCUGGCUCCUCCCUCCUCGGCCGCCUCCUCGCCUCCCCGCCUCCGUCUCUUCUGCGGACCGGAUUUCCUCUUCCGUCGCUACUCCAUAGGAUCCAGCCGCACGUCCCGCCGCCGGCGGCGUCGGUGGACGCACACGAUGCGGAGGUGGUCGCGAGACUAACUUCGCUCCCCGUGGAGAUCUCCUUCCCCUGCGGCCUCCCCUCUCUCCGGUUCCUCAUUGACGAUGGAAUUGAUCCUGUUGCUAAUGAACCCCUUGAGUUACUUCCCAAAAGGACUUACCAACCCAGCACCAUCAAGCGGAAACGAACCCAUGGAUUUCGUGCACGCAAAUCAACCACUGGUGGGCGUAAGGUGAUUGCUCGGAGAAUCGCUAAAGGAAGGCACAAAAUUUCAUGGUAA